Messenger RNA from Heterostelium album PN500, 237 nucleotides. RefSeq lists its product as uncharacterized. Lineage: Eukaryota; Evosea; Eumycetozoa; Acytosteliales; Acytosteliaceae. Bases 1 to 237 code for a protein of 78 amino acids. The transcript is spliced from 2 exons. The record is from RefSeq and is a predicted model, not a curated record.
AUGAAUUACGAAGAUCAUUUAGACGAAGAUACACCAUAUGCUGGUGAUGAGAUGCAAGCAGGAUCACCAUUAGAGUUCAUAAAGUCACAAUUCGCACAAAGAGAAUCAAGACAACACAUUUUAUCAAUCUUUAGAAAUAUCAUUGGUUUCGCUUUAGUAACAUCAUUGUUUGCAAAGAAUGGUGAUAAAGUUUCAACUGUUGCCGAUUUGAUCAAAUUGUUCUUUGGUGAAGAUUAA